Alternaria conjuncta is the source of this 1620-nucleotide messenger RNA. RefSeq lists its product as uncharacterized. The record is from RefSeq and is a predicted model, not a curated record. The transcript has 4 exons. NCBI's taxonomy places the organism in Eukaryota, Fungi, Ascomycota, Dothideomycetes, Pleosporales, Pleosporaceae. Gene Ontology annotation, molecular function: NADH dehydrogenase activity. The coding region runs from base 1 to 1620 and encodes 539 amino acids.
AUGCUGUCGCCGACUCGUAUAUCGCUGUUGCCGGGUGGUGUUAGGGAACUGGUGUCUUCACCCAUGACGAGAUCGCGCACGGCAUUGCUAUGUCGGACAGGAGCUUUGAUAAGCGCAAAGUAUGGGAAGAGCUUGGAACAAAAGAGGAUGAUUACGAUUGAGCAAUUGGAUAAGAGGAGAGACAACCGCGAGCGCGUAGUCAUCCUAGGAUCCGGCUGGGCGGGCUUCACAGUCGCCCGCAGUCUCGACUCCUCCAAAUUCCAAACGCUCGUCGUAUCGCCACGAUCCUACUUUGCUUUCACGCCUCUCCUUGCCUCCACCGCAGUCGGCACCUUGGAAUUCCGGACCGCGCUCGAACCCGUGCGCAGCCGGCGGACUAAAGUCGACUUCUUCCAGGGAUGGGCCGACGAUGUCGAUUUCAAGAACAGGACUAUUACGAUUGAAGAGGCGGUUGACGAUCCGAAACAAGGUGUUGCACUAACCACGGAUCGACAUGCUGGGGAGACAGCGGAAGAGAGGGAGGCGGAGAGGAAGAAGGAAGCGAAAGUAGGGAAGCUGUUUGAUGUCGAGUACGACAAGUUGAUUGUGACGGUGGGGUGUUAUAGUCAGACAUUCGGCACGCCGGGUGUAAAAGAACACGCCUUCUUCCUCAAAGACGUAGGCGAUGCGCGCAGGAUCCGGAAUCGCAUCUUAGCAUGCUUCGAAGGCGCUGCGCUACCCACCACGUCUAUCGAGAUGAAGAAGCAGCUCCUCAACUUCGCUGUCGUGGGCGGUGGACCCACUGGCAUCGAGUUCAGCGCGGAGUUGCACGACCUCAUCAACGAGGAUAUGAAGAAAUUGUACCCGGAACUCGUUCAGUACCACAAGAUUACUGUUUACGAUGUCGCGGAGAAGGUGCUUCCUAUGUUUGAUCAGAAACUCGCGGGGUAUGCGAUGCAGAAGUUCAAACGCAAGGGCAUCGAUAUCAAAACAAGCCAUCAUGUAGAAGAGUUAAGGCCGGGGGCGCCUGCGGAAAGGAGCUUUUCAGACGACGUGGAUGACUACCACCUGUAUACUCUCAAGGUGAAGGAGGAGGGCGAGAUUGGCGUGGGCAUGUGUGUAUGGAGCACAGGACUAAUGCAAAACCCCUUCGUCGACCACGCCCUCUCUUCCGUCCGCGAAGCGCCAACCGACCUCUACCUCCCAUCAAGCUCCUCCUCCUCCUCUCCACCAUCUCCCCAAUCCACCACUCCAGGCAAAGACGUAAAAUGGACAGUAAAGAAAGACUCUAAAUCCGGGUCCAUCAUAACAGACGACCACCUACGCGUCAAACUCAUCCCCUCUACUUCCACCUCCGAAAACCCCUCAGAUAAAACUACGCAAGAAGCAGUCCACCCCUCCGUCUUCGCCCUCGGCGACUGCGGAAUAAUCGAAUCAACAACCUACCCCGCCACCGCCCAAGUCGCGUCUCAAAAAGCUUUCUGGUUGGCAAAACGGCUCAACGACGGUUCCUUGUCCACUCCACCAUCCCCCUCCUCAAAGGGCUUCACAUACCGCGACCUCGGGACACUAGCUUACAUCGGAAACUGGAAUGCGUUGUUCCAGGGAGGCGGGAAAUGGGGUGGCAGAUUGCAAGGGUAG